CAUGUGACUUCAGGAGUUUUAAAAAAGCAGGCCAACCUGUCCAAGGGUACAAGCAAUCUCCGGAGGAGCAGGGAUGAGAAAAGCUGGGCUGUCGGCAAAGCAGCAAACACCGACAGCCCCACAGAGCUGCGGGGCUCUAUUUCAGACCUCCCUGGACUGUCCGCGUCUUUGACAAAAUGAGCUGCAGCAGCGUUGCAGAAUCCGAGUUUUCGGAGGAAGAGCUGGAGCUCGGUGCUCUAGGCCAAGGUGAGAGCGAGGGAAGUCCCAAAGCGUCGUUCCAGGACAGCGAAAGCUCUACUGGCAGCCCGAGCGACCCAGAGGAGGACCUGACCAAGAAGCGCAAUCGGCCGGUUCGGUCCAAAGCUCGACGUAUGGCAGCCAAUGUCCGUGAGAGGAAACGCAUCAUGGACUAUAACCAGGCUUUCAAUGCUCUUCGGGUCGCCUUGAACCAUGACCUUAGCGGUAAACGGCUGUCAAAGAUCGCCACGCUGCAGAGGGCCAUCAAUCGGAUCUCAGCUCUCUCUGUGUUCCUGAGCACUAACCCACCCAGCAAACCUUGCACCCACCGGGAAUGUAACAGGUCAUCGGCAGGGAUGGCACCGAUGGCAGCCUCACGACUGGAGCAGACUAGGGUGACCAUCCCUCGUCUGGAGCAUCCAAAUUAUGCUCCCUGGCACACGUCCAUCUCCCAGCAACCGCAGCAGGGGCCUCACUUGUACAGGUGCCCCACGGAGCCUCACGUCUACGUAGAUACCAGUGUCUCCUCGUGCCCCCCGUCACCACAUUACCCUUGUUAUCCCACAGAAGGACAGCUUUACGCUUCACGAGGCCAUUGCGGCAGCUCUCACGAACAUCCACCAAGCCCCCUGCGGUUCUCUCAGGUGGGUGACGGGUUGGGGUACCAGCCUGGAUUAUGGGGAUCCUGCACUCAGGGUUACAUUGACACUUUUGUGGAGCCAUCUGCAGCUUUGGGACUUCCCUGGCAGGUGAACUACAUGCAGGAGCAGGAACACAACCUCUCUUUGGGCGCACAAACCCUUUAAGAGGUCGGCGACAAGGCGGACCUGACCACUGCUAUGAAUGUCGUCGAUCCAUGGAAUUAUCUCAGGGACGAUUUUGGUUUCUGGUAAUUGAUGGGCUCAGUAUUACAAUCCAGAUCUUGGUUGAAAUAAGUUGUCAGUCAAUUCAAAAAAGAGUGCAAUGAUGAGCUGCUGAAUGCUUUAAAAGAAUGAUCCGCUGUAUUUUAGAUCAUUCACACAAAAUGGUUGCAUUGUCAUUUACUGGUUACUGUGCAAAAGCUGUUACUUUUUAUCGCUGCAUAAGUAUUUACUGUAUGUGCUACACUGUUACAUAAUGCACACAUUUCUCUAAUGUAUUUAUUUCCACUUUUGUCAUACAAGUUGUGACGGUUUGUAUAUUUGUUGUCAUUUUCUUAACUUCCAAAUUAAAUAUUCAAAAACUA
Molecule: messenger RNA, 1462 nt
Organism: Nerophis ophidion (straightnose pipefish)
Lineage: Eukaryota; Metazoa; Chordata; Actinopteri; Syngnathiformes; Syngnathidae
Gene: bhlha9
Product: basic helix-loop-helix family, member a9
Exons: 1
Coding region: 177-1043 (288 amino acids)
Biological process (GO): developmental process; regulation of transcription by RNA polymerase II
Molecular function (GO): protein dimerization activity; DNA-binding transcription factor activity, RNA polymerase II-specific; RNA polymerase II transcription regulatory region sequence-specific DNA binding
Source: RefSeq, a predicted model, not a curated record